Messenger RNA from Alternaria metachromatica, 1602 nucleotides. RefSeq lists its product as uncharacterized. Bases 1 to 1602 code for a protein of 533 amino acids. The record is from RefSeq and is a predicted model, not a curated record. The transcript has a single exon. Lineage: Eukaryota; Fungi; Ascomycota; Dothideomycetes; Pleosporales; Pleosporaceae.
AUGGCGACCGUAAGUCUUUUGCGUCUUCCGAAAGAGCUUCGAAUCGAGAUCUACGAGCACUAUUUCUCUCUGAAACACGGCUACUGGCUUGAUAAUGCUACCAAUAAAUUCACUUCCAUCGAUGGGACUCGCAUCGAGCUAGACUUGCGCUUUGUCAACCGGCAAAUUGCAGCGGAAACGUGCGGUCUCGCAUUCCAGUACAAUGAAGCCCACGUGGAAACCUGCUGGGAGCCGAGCAUGAACGAAAGACUUGGAUCCUUUGAAUACUACACUAAGGAGCUCCACCGCAAAAGAUCGAAAGGGCUCCUAGAACUUGUGCAAAACGCCGAAACGCUCCUCGACCCAGAGGUUUUGGCCAAGGUAAAAGAACACUAUGCGCAGUUCUUGCCAGAUGUACAAAGCUUUGAGAGCUCCAAUUACGUCGCCGGAGAUGGCAGAAAUUGGAAGAAAACUCCUUCUACAAUCCGCCAAUUCGUCAAAUCGGAACUCAAAUACAUUGUCGACGCAACACCCUCGGUCGAUUCGUACUUCAAGCGCCUCGCAAACUUGCUACCAGAUUCCGAGCCCUGGUGCAUACCCACGCUUGAGGAUGUCCGAAAGAUGCUAGUGUUUAUGCCCGCGGGCGUACCCAGACCACCCAACGCGCUCAUGUUGGGGAGAGCCCUAUCCGACGAGACCGAAGCGUUCUGGAGUGGGGAAAAACAACGCUCUUCAGCUGCUUCCCUGGCGAUUCACUUUUUGAGCCAUGUAUCGAGGGAAGCGAGGCUGGAGAUGAGGAAAGUUGUGCUGCACGAAGAUCGGAAAUCAGUUGCGUGGCCCGAGAGUCAUGCGCGUGGACUUGUCCAAUUCUGCCAAGAGAACAAGAAGUUACGUAUUGAGCGUCGCGUAGACCUUUGGAGGAAUGCUUUCCCCGCUGGGUCCAGCCCGUUGGUAACGGAUUGGCCUGGUGGUGGUGGAGGUCUGCCGUCUCUUUGGAUCAGCAAGAGCCUUGUGGAUUGGAUAAUGGAGGCUGUCAUUCUGCCUUCUUUGGGAAUGCCCGAGAAUGCGUUCAAACUCGUACUAACGGACACGCCGUGUGAGAUCGACAACUCUGCCAUCUUCGAUGUUGUGAUUGCAGACGCGGCUACACAGGUUGCCUUCGUACGUGCUACAAGCCUUCCUGAUAGCAUAGCCCACCCCAGUAGUGGAACACGCACUCUCUUCGAUGCGCAAAGGUGGAUCGACAUUCGGAGGGAAUCUGCUUUUGUUAUGGAGGGUUUCCCAGAGGCCAUCGAUGCCAUUCUAAAGGCCACGUCGUUUGUCAUGUGCGACUUCCCCAUGAAGACUCUGGACGAACCCGUAGAUCUGGAGCAAAUUUCAGAACAUAUGAAGAUAGACGAACCCAGCCAGGCGUGGAGAUGGGGCGAAGCCUGGAGAGAACGACACGAUUUGGACUGGUUUGAUCCACCGCCACCGCUUCCCGCGUGGUCUGAGCUGCGCAACGAAGACCGUGUUGAUUCAUUGUCAGGCCAUCCCUCUUCACGAUCAGGCGAGAGAAGACGAAAGAGUGAACAUGGACAUCAUGGCGAGUCCAAGACUAGACUUAAUAGGGCACGACCAUAA